AUUGGAUUACUGGGCCAAAUAUUGUAAAAACCCGGAUUAGGCACCCAGAAAAGGGGGAAUCGAAAUUUAAAAGCAACAAUUUUUAGACCGCUAAACCCUUGCAAAUGGAAAAUCACGUAUUUUUCGGACCACCAACGCGUAAAGAAAUACUGCUAUACCUCAAGGACAAGAAGUACUCGCUCGUCAACAAUCCAUCACUAAAAUACCAAAUAAUAUUCAGAAAUAAAAUGGAUAACAAAUCCUUUUUUGAUGUUGCAAAUUUUAACUUCGUGAAGAGGUGUAAAAUUGAUAACUUUUACAUAAAAAAGGUGUUUUUGUUCAACGACGGAAUAACAGCGGGAAACAUCUACGGAUUGUUGCCAUUCAAAAACACAGAAAAAAAUAAAAAUAUCAUAAAUCUGUACUGUAGAAAGGAAUUAGGGAGGGAGGAAGAAGAUACAAAUUACGAAAUGAAAAGCAUUGAGGAAAAGGAUGCGGAUGAACAUGAAAUUGGAGAUGCUGGCACAGAAAACAAUGAUGUGGAAGAAAAUGGCGGGGAUUCAGCAGUUCGAAUGGUAAUUAGUGAUAGAAAGAUAGACAUUCGAACUGAUACAGCGAUAGAGAAUAAUUUGGAAGUGGAUGAGCCACUGGCGGCAAUGAACGACAAGAUAGGAAAGUUGUGUCUGGGAGACGCUAAAAUCGAGAUGGGUUGCAGGGGAGUGGAGAGUAGAAAGGUGAAUUUUAAUUUAGCAAAGAAUGAAAUAUUUGUUUAUAAUGGGCGGGAAGAGAAUAAAUCACUACAAAAUGAAAUAAAUGGCAACAGACGAGUGCUGAGUGAGAUCACGAACAGACAUGAUAGGAAUGCUAAGGCACAAAUAUCUAGGAACAAGUUAGUGGUCCAGAAUAACCUGGCUGGUGUACCGGGAGAUGAGAAAAGAGCACAAUAUUCCAGGUGUUCCGGAAGUAAAAGCAAAAAUUACGCAGAUCUGAAAAAGUUAACAGAACGAAAUACGCUUUUAAACUCUGGUUAUAAGACUGUAAUCGUGAAACAUUCCAAACGUGUAAAUUUCUUAGGUCAUACAAACACAAAAGGAAGGCAAAGUUCAGCCACGAAAAGAAAAACCAAAAUUUUAGUCAAAUUUGAACAGCGGGAUCACAUUCCGCCACAUAACAUUAACGGCAUCAGACCAAUGCUGGCUAAAAGCCCGAAACUGAAAAAAUUCAGAUCUCCGAAGGGCAAAAAGGUUGUAGAACUUAAGCGCACCAUAUCUGUGGACUUUCGCCCGAGUGGUUUUGAGUUUGAAAGAAAAAACAAGAAAAUGCGGAUCGAGUAAAAGUACCAUAAGUAAAAUAAAUAGCUGUAAAAUCAUGUUGAUAAUUGCUGUUUAUACAAAAAUAAAGCGUUUUAAUGUG
Molecule: messenger RNA, 1392 nt
Organism: Vavraia culicis subsp. floridensis
Lineage: Eukaryota; Fungi; Microsporidia; Pleistophoridae
Exons: 1
Coding region: 105-1313 (402 amino acids)
Source: RefSeq, a predicted model, not a curated record